AUGUUACGGGGAACUCGCACAAAAUGUCUAUGUAUUAACAGGUAGGCAAACAUUUGAUGAAACUGGAAAAUAUUGAUUUUUAUGAGUUGGCAGAACUUCAACUAGUUAUUCUUCAUUUUCUACUCGCCCAAAUCAUUAUGAAAUACUCGGAGUUCCUCAAAAUGCAUCGAUUGAUCAAAUAAAAUCGGCGUUUUAUGAGAAAUCGAAAAAAGUUGGUUGUUUUUUGAAGGAAAUAUUGGAUUUUCACUUUGUCUAUAUAAGCUUCAGACAGUUUUCGAAAGUUUCAUGAGUUUUUUUUUAUUUUUCCAUCCGAAAAAAAUCAUAUUUCAUCAUCAUUGUCACAUUUUUCAAUUCAAAAUGAUAAGAAAAAAAUGUGUGUUCAAUAUUUUUGUUCAAUUUUUUGAAGAAAAACUAAUAUUUUCCAUUUUCAGCUUCACCCGGACAAUCAAAAAGAUGGCAAAAAAUCGACGAGCCAAUUUGUCGAACUCAAAACCGCCUAUGAUAUUUUGAGGCGACCAGCUGAUAGACGAUUAUAUGAUUAUGAAUUGAAGAAUGGAAUUAGACCUGGAGCUGGGAGAGGCGGUGGAAAUGCGUAUAAUUCCGCACAUCCACAAUAUGAUUUUUCGAGGUUUGCAAACUUUUCCACGUCAUAGCUCAUCAUCCCAAUAUUCUUUCAGAGGUUGGUCAGCUGAAUGGGCCUCAAAUGAUUCUGCGCGAAAAACACGAGAAGAACGCGACAAAUCAUCGAAGGAUUUCAUGAAAUCGAUUUUAAAAUGGACCGGAAUUGGACUCGCCAUCGUUGUUCUUUAUAAUGGUGGAUAUGUGUGAGCAGAUAAUUUUUUUUUGGAUUUUCAAGAAAAAAAAGAGAAUUUUCAGAUAUAUGCUGAGUUGGAAUCAAAAACAAUUGGACAAACUUGUGGAUGAGGAUGAGAUCGCGAAAUGUUUUUUGAGGCAGCGGGAAGUGAGAGAUGGUGAACAUGAUGUGAGUGGUUUGGAAAGAUUUCGAAGGAGCGUUGGGAGCCCACAAAAAAAUUAAAAAAAAAAUUUUCUAGAAAAAAAAUUCACCCACUCAACCAAAAAAAUCUGAUCUGAGAAAAAACAAAAUUAAUCAAUUUUCUUUAACCUGAGCAAUGCUUUUUAACCUGAGCAAGCAAUUUCUUGAAAUUUUUUUUUGAAAAUGUUGAAAAAUUGAGUGAAGCUUGGGUUCCACGUGGAUUCUUGACUCAAAUCUUGAAAUCUAAAUAGAUUUUCAAUCUGAAUUUUGCCACGUGGAAUUUCAGGUCUAAAUUUUGGAGAUAAACAAUUUUGAAGCUGAAUUUUUCCACGUGGAAUUCUUGGCUCAAAAUAAAGUUUAGUUUUUGGGUUUUUUUCCUGAAAACUUGGGCUAAAAUUUGAAUAAAAAUUAGAAACUCUGGAAAUCAAAAAAUCGGAAUUUUCAAAUAACAUUCAGGUUAAAGAAAAUUGAUUAAUUUUGACCUGAGCAAGCAAAAAAUUAGGGAUUAAAAUGAAUGCUCAUUGCUCAGUUCAUACUUUUUUAUAUUGACAAAAUUCUCAAAAUUUAAAUUAUUUCAAAAUUAUUUUAAACCUGAGCAAUGCUAGCUUGAAAAAUUCACCAGAUUUUUUGAUUCUCAGAGCUUCUAAUUUUCCUCAAAAUUUAGCUCAAGUUUCUUCAAAAUUUGAACUCUCCACCAGCUCCAAAACUUCCAUCAAUUCUAAUUUUUUCCCAGGUCUCUUCACUGGGUCGAAUUCUGAAAGCCGACAUCGAUGAAGCCUGGAAAAUGCGAUGUGAACAGGAGAAAAAUCCCGACGAAAUUCGCGAAGAAUAUCGAUGGUUUCGUGCACUUCAAGACGCCGAUCAUAUUCGAAGUUUGAAGGAAAAACGAAUGGAAAGAAAAAUUGAGGAACGAAAUAAGUGGAGGAAUGAAUAG
Molecule: messenger RNA, 1928 nt
Organism: Caenorhabditis angaria
Lineage: Eukaryota; Metazoa; Nematoda; Chromadorea; Rhabditida; Rhabditidae
Source: the annotation of a GenBank genome assembly